Phytophthora nicotianae INRA-310 is the source of this 1370-nucleotide messenger RNA. RefSeq lists its product as hypothetical. The transcript has a single exon. The annotation marks the transcript as partial. Lineage: Eukaryota; Oomycota; Peronosporomycetes; Peronosporales; Peronosporaceae. Gene Ontology annotation, cellular component: extracellular region. The record is from RefSeq and is a predicted model, not a curated record.
ACAUGAUGAAUGGAUGGAUACACUUUCUCCGCCCGGCGGCAUUGCUAGCUCGUCAAUCGCUCACUCUCGAAUUGUUUCGACACCACUCAAGUCUCAUCUGUCUUCUACCCAAGCAGCCAAUGCGUCUGCCACUCUUGACCAUUCUGCUUUCGCUGGCGUUGCUCUCUUCGGUCACGGACGCAGCCGAGUGUACCGACUCGGAGGCGGCCUUCGCCGAUAUGCUCUGGGAAGGUGCUGCGGAGACGUCAGCCUGCAAGGAAUACGUAGUGUCAACAGAUCCUGUCUCCAUAGACGCCCCGUGCAGUGACACUGAUUGCUUGGCCGUUGUGGAGGCUGUGGCCGAGGGCCUACCCUCUUGCACGUUCGAUGGAGUCAGCAACAAGAUUGAGUUGCAAAACGCACUCACGGUCUGUAACGGCGGAGAUAUUGAAGACGCUGGAUCUCCCACGUUUGUGACGGAACCACCAACGACUUCAACAACUUCUCCAUCGACGUCGUUGUCCACUACGGACUGCACGCUUGAUCAGGAGUACAGCACAGAAGAUCUGUACGAUGAAGCCGCCGCCACCUCUGCGUGCUCACCGUACUCGUCCUCCUCGUCGCUCCUAGUAACCUUCGACACUCCGUGCUCGGCAACAGACUGCAUCGAUGUUAUGGUGCAGCUCGCGGCUGAUCUACCUGAUUGUCUGUACGACGGCUCAAACCAGAAGACGGAGCUGACAGACAAUCUCGGCGUUUGUUUGGAUGAUGCUGAAGCCGCGGUAGAUUCCGCCACACCGACAGCAACGUCAAGCGAUGAUACAACAUCGUCGUCACCUACGCCGGCAUCAACAGCUUCUGACGAGAGCUGUAGCCCCUCAGAGGUCAAUGAUAUGUGGGAAUUGUACAUUUAUGCUGCUACAAGCGACGAAUGUGUCAGCGACUCUACUGUCAAUGGCUACAGCGUCUUCAUAUUCACGUCAUGCGACUCGGAAUGUGUGGACACGAUCAAGUACCUGGCUGAAACGCUACCCAAUUGUUACUAUAACUACGAUUAUAUCAACAAGAAGCAAGAAGUGCUCGAGGGGCUUAUUGACUGCGAGGAGUCCUUCACCAACAAUCUCAACGUCUGGAUCGAGUCGGAGAGUUCGAGGCCGUUAGCGUCAUCCACGUCCUCGACCAAUUCGGAGAGUCCGACUAACUCCCCUGCACCCACAUCGUCGAACACGCCCGGGUUUGAUACACAAGUGUCGGAGAAUUCGACCGAGACGACCCAGGAUCCAACUGUUGGCAGUUGGGGUAAUGAUGCGGCGCCACCGAUGACCUCUGCUCGCAUUUAUCAAGCAUGGUCUUUCCUCAGUCUUCUAAUUGCGUUCAUCCCAGCUUUCUAA